UCUAAUCAAUCAAUAAAGACUGACCAGCUAUGUAGUCCCCGCACACGUGUCCGAUCAGGUUGUCCUGAUUCACGUGCGAUGCUCCGAUACCAACUGUUACAUGCACAGAUACUUGAUGUACCUCGAAGACGAAGCUGGAGCAACGGCGCUGCAGGAACUCCUGCUGCGCGGAUGAAGCGGGUGCCAACGGCAGAAGUAAAGCGCCGGAGCCGGCAGAUCACGAAGCUGUUUGAAUCGUUCGAUCCGUACAAUGAGAUGCAGGGAAGAAUUGAAAGGGUCUGGAUUACAGACAUUGCCUCAGAUGGCCACAAUCUUGUCGGCCACACAAAGAACUAUGUUCAAGUGCUGGUCCCAUCGGCUGAUGACCUCCUUGGCUCAAGCGUUCAUGCAUGUAUCACAUCCACUACUCGGUGGUCGGUGGUUGGUGAAGUUCGUGGGUCAAUAAUAACAUCAACAAGGUCUUAUGCUGUUCCAAUCGGUUCGACCAAGUUAAAGCCUGGAGCAAAAAGAGUCGUUGCAACUUCAGUCGGCAACCAGUGCUGCUCUGACCAAGGUGGUACAAAGAAUUGCUGCAGCAGUUUUCUUACAGGGAGCAAAACGACGCGAGGCGAUAAAUCUCAAGAGGAGAUCCCAUCAAAUGGCAAGAUAAUGGCAACCACAACUCCUCCGAAUUCGCAGGAGCCGUCUGCGAAUGGCACGAACGCCUCAGAUGCUCCACAGGCAUCCAAUUCGUCGACUGAAGCCAAGCAAAGGGGCAAAGGAAUCGGACAAUUGGACCUCCCACAAGAUGCAUGCAAUGCUGACAGUGGUUAUCAGACUGUACCGCAGCAUGCUCACCUGCGGUUUGGUUGUGGGCAGUCCGUUAUGAGGAAGUUGAAUGGAUAUCCGGAGUUUUUUUCAAGGUCCAGGAUCAACAGAGCAUUGACUGUUGCGUUGAUGGCUAUCUUUAUUGGCAUUGUCGGACUGUUGUCUUGCGGUCACUGGGGUUACGUUGGGAGUUAGUGUCAUGCUCAUAGUGUGAGGGUGCUGGUAGCCUGCGGCUGUACAUACAAUGAGUAUCAGGAGCGGCAGGACACGAAGAGGACUACCAGUAGUGAGGAAAAGAACUGGUGCUUCAUUUCUGGUGUUGUUCUCUCCCCACCCUGCAUGUUGUUUUCUCCAAAGGGGCGUGAGAAAACAAUGAUGAAUGCUCAUUUAUUGUUGGCAUCAUAAAAGAUGUGCAUGAGUGCAUUAAAAUGUAUUGCUAGGUGUUUGUCGUGCAUGGGAUUGUGUGUUUAGCAUAUGUGCAGCAAUUGGAAAGGGUGUUAUGGAUUUGAACGAUCGU
Molecule: messenger RNA, 1324 nt
Organism: Chara braunii
Lineage: Eukaryota; Viridiplantae; Streptophyta; Charophyceae; Charales; Characeae
Source: the annotation of a GenBank genome assembly